GUUCUGCUGGGGUGCGGCGCUUCCUGCUAGAUCUCGGCUCCUGGCGGCGUCGCAGCCGCUAGCCAGUCCGCUCUUGUUCCGCACCCCGGCGGGUUCCUCCGCGCCGCACGUGGGCGCGCCUGCCAAGAAGGGCCACGGCCGCCGCUUUUAGAUCCUUUCUCUGCUGCUAGAAUGUAAAAUGGAUCCAGAAGAGCAGGAACUAUUGAAUGACUGCAGAUACAGAAAUUACUCUUCUGUGAUUGAAAAGGCUUUAAGAAAUUUUGAGUCGUCAAGUGAAUGGGCGGAUCUCAUCUCUUCCCUAGGGAAGCUUAACAAGGCUCUUCAGAGUAACCUGAAGUAUUCCUUGUUGCCAAGACGGCUCAUUAUCAGCAAGCGAUUAGCUCAAUGCUUGCACCCGGCUUUGCCCAGCGGUGUGCACUUAAAAGCCCUAGAAACCUACGAGAUUAUCUUCAAAAUUGUUGGGACCAAAUGGCUGGCCAAGGAUUUGUUUCUAUACAGCUGUGGGCUGUUUCCUCUCCUGGCAAACGCGGCGAUGUCAGUGAGGCCUGUGCUCCUCGGCCUGUAUGAGAAGUACUUUCUCCCGCUGCAGAAGCUGCUCCUGCCCGGCCUCCAGGCCUUCAUCAUCGGCCUGCUGCCGGGCCUCGAGGAGGGCUCGGAGAUCUAUGACAGAACAGAUGCUUUGCUGCUGAGGCUAUCUGUGGUGGUCGGCAGGGAGGUGUUCUAUGCUGCCCUCUGGGGGAGUGUCCUGGUGAGCCCGGCCGUGCGCCUCCCAGCCUCGCUCUUUGUCGUGGGCCACAUCAACCACCAGGCGCCUGGCAAGGAGCAGAAGUUCAUGCUGGGGACGGAUUACCAGCUUACGGUAAAGUCUUUAUGUGCAUCACUGUUGGACCCAAAUGUUCUAGUGCAAAGAAAUAAUCUGGAAAUUGUCUUGUUCUUCUUCCCACUUUAUACCUGUCUGGAUCCUGAUGAGAGAGCCAUCCCUCUGCUUAGAUCUGACAUCGUACAUAUUCUCUCAGCAGCCACCCAGACCCUCCUGAGAAGAGAAAUGUCUCUAAACAGAAGACUCUAUGCCUGGUUACUAGGUUCAGAUAUUAAAGGAAACACUAUUGUGCCAGAAUCUGACAUCUCAAAUUCUUACGAAGACCAGUCCUCUUAUUUUUUCGAAAAGUACUCCAAGGAUCUUUUAGUUGAGGGCCUGAUUGAAAUAUUGCACCAGAACUUCUCAGGUGUUGAUGUGGAGGAACGUCAUCAUGCAUACCUGAAACCUUUCCGCAUCCUCAUCAGCCUGCUUGACAAGCAGGAAAUAGGGCCACAAGUGGUUGGGAAUUUAUUUCUGGAAGUGAUCAGGGCCUUUUAUUCUUACUGCAGAGAUGCUCUUGGCUCUGAUCUUCAACUGAGCUACACUCAGAGUGGAAACUCACUGAUAAGUUCAAUAAAAGAAAAUAGAAAUGCCUCUGAGAUUGUUAAGACGGUGAACUUGCUCAUCACUUCCCUCAGCACAGACUUUCUGUGGGAUUAUAUGAUGAGGUGUUUUGAGGAUUGCUUUAAGCCAGCGAAGACAGAGAAGCAGAAUUACUCUGGUGGGAAAAGCCUCAGCACACCCCCCACCGUCUCGGAGCUCUGCACCCUCCUUGUGUUCCUGCUAGACGUUAUUCCCUUGGAGCUCUACUCCGAGGUGCAAACCCAGUAUCUCCCACAGGUGCUCAGCUGCAUGGUGCAGUGCCUGGCUGAGAACAUGGAGUCUCUGAGCUUACCCGAGCUCACGCAGGCCUUAAAGACAUGCUUUAAAGUGCUCAGCAGAGUCCAGAUGCCCCCCUCCUACCUGGACACAGAGCCAGUGAGCAAGAGCGUGAGUCCGGUGAAAGACAACAACGGGGAGAUCAUUUUAGAAACAAAGGCUGUGAUUCCGGGCAAUGAAGAUGCUCCAUUUCCUCCCCUGAAAUCUGAAGACAGUGGGAUUGGGCUGAGCGCGUCAUCGCCAGAGCUCUCUGAGCAUUUGAGGGUCCCCAGGGUCUCCCCAGAAAGAGAUGACGUUUGGAAGAAGGGUGGGAGCAUGCAGCACACCUUCCAUUGCAUCCAAGAGCUCAUCACAAACUUUGCCAACAAGAACAUUUUUGGGGUCCCACUAACCACAUCUGGAGAAGAAGGCAAGUCAGAAGAGCCCGUAGGCAAGAGGGACAAGAGUGGGACACAGGAUGCCAUCGCUGAGGAUACCAGCAGGAAGAACUCAUGGGACACCAGGGCCAUCACUGUGCCCCAGUUCAAGCAGAUGCUUUCAGACUUGUUCACGGUUCGAGGGUCUCCAUUUAAGAUGAAAAGUUUGACAUCACCGUCAUCUUUGCCCAGUAGCCCUGGCAGGAAAAAAGAGGGAGACUGGGAUGUUGCCCAGGUGGUCAUUGACCUGGGGGGCUCACGGGAAGACUGCAGGGGGGCCUUCGCUGCCGCCUGCCACCUGCUGCUGGACUGCGCCACCUUCCCCGUCUACCUGUCCGAGGAGGAGAUGGAGCAGCUCUGCCAAAUGCUCUUCCAGCCUCCUGGAGAGUGUGACCCCAGCUUUCCGUCUUGGAUGAAGUCCCUUAUGACCACUGGCUGCUGUGUGGCCGACUGCUACCUGCAAAAUGUGGCCAUCUCCACGCUGCUGGAGGUGAUCAACCAUUCCCAGUCGCUGGCACUCGUCAUCCAAGACAAGAUGAAACGCUAUAAAAGCUCUGGACACAACCCAUUUUUCGGCAAGCUGCAGAUGGUUACAGUUCCUCCGAUUGCUCCAGGGAUAUUGAAAGUCAUUGCAGAGAAAACAGACUUCUACCAGAGGGUGGCCCGUGUGCUUUGGAAUCAGCUGACGAAGGACACCCGGGAGCACCACGUCACUUGCGUAGAGCUAUUCUACCGGCUGCACUGCCUGGCUCCGACGGCCAAUGUCUGUGAGGACAUCAUCUGCCACGCCCUCCUGGACCCCGACAAGGGGACACGGUUGGAAGCACUCUUUAGAUUUUCCGUGAUAUGGCACCUGACGAGAGAGAUCCAAGGCAGCCGGGUCACGUCUCACAAUCGCUCCUUCGAUAGAUCCUUGUUCGUCGUCCUGGACAGCCUGGCCUGCUCAGAUGGCGCCAUUGGUGCAGCGGCCCAGGGCUGGCUGGUGCGGGCACUCUCUCUUGGGGAUGUGGCACGCAUCCUUGAGCCCGUACUCCUGCUGCUGCUCCAGCCCAAGACCCAGAGGACCUCCAUCCACUGCCUCAAGCAGGAGAACUUGGCAGAAAACUUGCAUCGUUGGUUCAACAGGAAGAAAACCUCAUUCAAGGAAGCAUGCGGGCCACCUGAGCUUCCAGAAGGCGGCUCCGAGGAAAACCUGCCUCUGAGUCAGUUCACCACCAUGGACCGCGAAGCCAUCUGGGCCGAAGUGGAGAAGGAGCCAGAGAAGGGCCCAUCCCAGAGCGAGCUGAGUGAGGAGGACCUCCCCUGCGACACGGGCCUGCCAGACGGGCCCGCGCAGGGUAUCCCAGACAGCAGCGAGCACACUGAGUCCGCAGACACGAGCUCCGGGCACACGGACAGCGAGAACACAUCCUCCUUCUCGUCCCCGUCCCGCGACCCAUGGGAGCUGAGCAGCGACGACAACUGCUGCGCCCCCAUCCCUGUGGUCGGCAGAGCCUACGUCAAGCACCCGGCCCUGCUGACCACCGUGCAGUCGGAAAGCUUCAAGUCCAGUGCCAAAUUAAGUCUGGUGCGCGUGGACUCGGACAAGACCCAGGCCUCGGAGUCGCUGUCCAGCGAUGAGGAGGCCGACCUGGAGCUGCAGGCUCUCACCACGUCCCGGCUGCUGAAGCAGCAGCGGGAGCGGCAGGAGACCCUUGAGGCUUUGUUCAAGCACAUUCUGCUGUACCUGCAGCCCUAUGACUCCCGGCGGGUCCUCUAUGCCUUCUCAGUGCUGGAGGCCGUGCUCAAGACCAACCCCAAGGAGUUCAUCGAGGCCGUGUCCAAGACCAGCAUGGACACCAGCUCCACCGCGCACCUGAACCUCAUCUCCAACCUCCUCGCGCGCCACCAGGAGGCCCUUGUGGGCCAGAGUUUCUAUGGGAAACUGCAGACCCAGUCCCCCAACAUGUGCCCGCACUCCCUGCUGAUCGAGCUCCUCACCUACCUGUGCCUGAGCUUCCUGCGCUCCUACUACCCUUGCUACCUAAAGGUCUCCCACCGGGACAUCCUCGGCAACCGGGAUGUGCAGGUCAAAAGCGUUGAGGUUCUCAUCAGAGUGAUGACGCAGCUGGUCUCCAUGGCCAAGUCUUCAGAAGGGAAGAACGUGGAGUUCAUCCACAGCCUGCUGCAGAGGUGCAAAGUGCAGGAGUUUGUCUUGCUCUCCCUGUCCGCAUCCAUGUACACGAGCCAGAAGCGCUACAGCCUGGCUACCUCCGAGCGCGACAGGGCGCUGCAGAAGGACAGCCUCUUUGAGGAGAGCCUCAUCAACCUGGGCCAGGACCAGAUCUGGAGCGAGCACCCACUGCAGAUCGAGCUGCUCAAACUCCUGCAGGUGCUGAUUGUCUUGGAGCACCACCUGGGCCAGGCCCAAGAGGAGGUGGAGAGCCAGCCCGAGCUGUCCCGCGAGUGGCGGCGGACCCUCGGCUUCCAGCAGGCCAUCAGCGCCCUGCAGUACGUGCAGCCACACCCCCUCACCUCCCAGGGCCUGCUGGUCUCAGCCGUGGUGCGUGGUCUGCAGCCCACCUAUGGCUAUGGCAUGCACCCAGCCUGGGUCAGCUUGGUCACGCACUCUCUGCCGUACUUUGGGAGGUCCCUGGGAUGGACGGUGGCGCCCUUCGUGGUUCAGAUUUGCAAGAACUUGGAUGAGCUGGUCAAGCAGUAUGAAAGCGAAUCCGUGAAGCUCUCCAUCAGCAUGACCUCCAAGAGGGAAAACAUUUCUCCGGAUUAUCCGCUUACUCUAUUGGAAGGUCUCACAACCAUUGGUCACUUUUGCCUUUUGGAACAACCCAACCAAAGCAAAAAGACCACUGCGGUAAGUGAUACCACCAACCUGAGAAAUGCCAAGAACGCCAUUCUGGAAGAGCUGCCACGAAUUGUGAACACCAUGGCACUCCUCUGGAACGUGCUCAGAAAAGAAGAGACUCAAAAGAGACCCGUCGAUCUCCUCGGGGCCACAAAGGGGUCCUCUUCCGUUUACUUUAAAACCACAAAAACCAUAAGACAAAAAAUUUUAGACUUCUUGAAUCCCUUGGCAGCCCACCUUGGGGUUCAGCUCAUAGCAGCUGUUGCAGCAGUGUGGAGCAGGAAGAAAGUGAAACGUCACAGUAAAAUGAAGAUUGUUCCUGCAGCUAGUGCAUCCCAGCUCACUCUUGUUGACUUGGUUUGUGCUCUCAGCACCCUGAAGACCGACACAGUGUUACACCUGGUGAAGGAAGUGGUCAAGAAGCCACCGCAAAUUAAGGGGGACGAGAAAUCAUCCCUAGUGGAUAUUCCUGUGCUGCAGUUUAGCUACGCUUUUAUCCAAAGGCUCCCAUUACCAACCCUGCAAGAGAACUUCCCUUCAUUGUUGGGAGUACUAAAGGACUCUGUGCAGUUGAAUCUAGCUCCACCUGGAUAUUUCCUGCUCCUCAGCAUGCUGAAUGACUUUGUAACAAGAACUCCCAGCCUGGAAGGCAAGAAGUAUCAGAAAGACCUUCAGGAAGUCACUCAAAAAAUCCUAGAAGCAGUGGGGAAUAUUGCUGGCUCUUCCCUGGAACAAACUAGCUGGCUAAGCAGAAACCUGGAGGUGAAGGCCCAGCCUCAGAUCUCUCUAGAGGAAUCUGAUGCUGAGGAAGAUUUGUGUGCGGAAGCUGCUGCAGCUUCUUCGAUGGUGUCUGCAUCUGCCCCUUCGGUGUACAGCGUGCAAGCCCUCUCUCUCCUGGCAGAGGUUCUGGCGUCUCUCCUGGACAUGGUUUAUCGAAGUGAUGAGAAGGAGAAGGCUGUGCCCUUAAUCUCACGCUUGCUUUAUUAUGUUUUUCCUUACUUACGCAACCACAGUGCCUACAACGCUCCCAGCUUCCGUGCUGGAGCUCAGCUGCUGAGUGCUCUGAGUGGUUAUUCCUAUACAAAACGAGCCUGGAAGAAAGAAGUCCUGGAAUUGUUUUUGGACCCAGCUUUCUUUCAGAUGGAUACCUCUUGUGUUCAUUGGAGGUCCAUUAUCGACCAUCUUCUGGCUCAUGAGAGAACCAUGUUUAAAGAUUUAAUGAACAUGCAGAGCAGUUCUCUAAAGCUGUUCUCAAGUUUUGAACAGAAAGCCAUGCUGUUGAAGCGCCAGGCGUUCGCCAUCUUCAGUGGGGAAUUUGAUCAGUAUCACCCUUACCUUCCACUGAUACAAGAACGCCUGACAGACAAUCUCAGAGUUGGACAGACACCCAUAGUUGCUGCUCAGAUGUUUCUUUUUUUCAGAGUUUUGCUGCUAAGAAUAUCUCCUCAACAUUUGACUUCACUGUGGCCAAUAAUGAUCUCUGAAUUGAUUCAGACAUUCACACAGCUUGAAGAAUAUCUGAAAGAGGAAGAUGAAUCACUGAGAAACAGCAACAAAAUAAACAGAACAAAGGUUUCCAUCCCUGAUGCAAAUGGGCCCUCGAUGGGGGAGAUACCCCCAAGUGAACUUAUCUUGUAUUUAUCAGCUUGCAAAUUCUUGGACACAGCACUUUCCUUUCCACCCGAUAAAAUGCCGUUAUUUCAAAUUUAUAGGUGGGCGUUUGUUCCAGAAGUGGACACAGAGGGUCCUGCCCUCCUGUCAGAUCUGGAGGAGAAUCACCAAGAAUGCAAACCCCACACUGUUAGAAUUCUAGAACUUCUAAGAUUAAAAUAUGGGGAAAUCAGCAACUCUGAUGAGAUAACUGUGAAGAGUGAGUUUCCUCUCCUGCGCCAGCAUUCUGUUUCCAGCAUUAGGCAACUGAUGCCGUUCUUCAGGACUCUAAAUUGUGCUUUUAAAACCCAAAGUAAACUUCCUGCUGACCCCUCAGGACCUCCGUUGAUAGAAGAUCUUGUCACAGAUAGCCCAAGGAUCUUGCAACAACUAGAAGAAAGUGUUGAACAUGAUUUUUUGGAGCAUCUGGAAUGCUAACCUUGUAAGACAGAAUUUGUUUAAUUCAUUUAUUGAUACUUCAGUGAAAACCAGGAUGUAUUCUAAAAAAGAAAGGAGCCAAGAUAGUGCUUUUAACUGGGUCUAUUUCAAUUUUGAAAGUGAAUUUCAGAUAAUUUUCUGUUUGGCAACAAAAUGCACCUCUCUAAAUGCCUUGUAAUAUAUUGGGAUCUGAUUAUAUGUUCUUCCCCAAUUUAUGUAAUGAAAAUAAAAUUAAUAUAUCAUCUGACUGUAGCACAAAAUUUGUAAUAUGAAGUAAAGUGUGGAAAGAAUGAAGAAGUCAUCUUCGUUGUUGAAGUAAAUUAUACAUGGGUCUUUCUCAGUGUAUUUCUCUAAAAAUUUAAACUUUUGUUAAAAGAAUAUUUUUUCCAACCUUUCACACAUAUAUCCCUUAAAGCAUUUAUUUUGGUGCUGCAUUUUAAAAUAGGAAUAUGUUAUUUUCUGAAAAUAGUAAUUUCCAUCAUAAUAACACUGGCCAUUGAGCAGAGCUGAGCACUUGAAGAUAUCACAGUGUAUUUAAUUCUUGCCCAUUAAAAUCACAUUUGCACUGUUGCACUGUGUAAGAAGUACAUAGUUUUAAAAAAAACUUCUGAAACUGUAACCUCAGUGAUGCUCCACAAUGUGCUUUGCAAGCUCUUUCUGUUUAGUUUUGAUCAGUCAGUGUAGGCACGGAAACUAACGCCUGAAACUACUUUCAGGGAAACGCACUCAUUUGACUCAUCACUUCUCCUUUCUCCCUUCUGAGAUCUCUUUACCGCUUUGCCAGCAUCACUGUAGGCAAUUCUGUAGUGCGGCAGCCUCUCACCGCACUCUUCCCCCAGCCUCUUUGUCUUAUGCCACCACCCUGUGUAGAAUCCCGGCUCAGGGCCACUUCCCACUGUGGGAACUUUCACUCUCAGCCAGUGAGCAUGGUCCACCUUAGAGACCUGCCCAUCUCUUGUCCCCCUUUCA
Trichechus manatus latirostris (Florida manatee) is the source of this 8053-nucleotide messenger RNA. It is a transcript of the gene DOP1B, whose product is annotated as DOP1 leucine zipper like protein B. The transcript is spliced from 37 exons. Gene Ontology annotation, biological process: Golgi to endosome transport. The coding region runs from base 179 to 7084 and encodes 2301 amino acids. Gene Ontology annotation, cellular component: endosome; trans-Golgi network. The record is from RefSeq and is a predicted model, not a curated record. NCBI's taxonomy places the organism in Eukaryota, Metazoa, Chordata, Mammalia, Sirenia, Trichechidae.